AUGUCUUACUUGAUUUACAGCAGCACAGGAUACUACAACAACGGGAAUACUGAUUGGAUUAGCAACUUACUGCAAAAGGAACACAAACAGUUAAAGUAUUUUGGGCUUGCCGCAUUUACAGCGUUAUCCAUAUACAUUUUAACACCAAGCUUGUUCGGAAAUAGGGAAAGCAGCAAAAUGUUUUCCAGUUCAAAGAGAAGUGACAAGUUCACGACAGGCCUCAUCAAUAAUCGCAAUGAUUGCUUUGCAAACUCGUCAGUGCAAGCGCUUUCGGCACUCCCCAAACUAACCACGUACAUGAACGACUUGCUAAAACAAGUUUUGUUUUUAAGAUCUUUGCUCGAUCGCAGUGACGGUGGCAACACAGAUGCGAAGGACGGCGACGGCUCUGACGCAGUAGCAGCCUUAUCGCUCAAGACGCCGCAUCUGGAAAAGCCAAACCCGUUCGAAAGUUCGCUGGCACCGGAAGACUCAAGGCCCAAUUUGCAUGCGCAUCGUCCGCACGGCGAUUUGCAAUCUUUCUCCUCGACGGCAACCAUCACCACAAUGUCCACACUCGAGGAGGCACGCCACGGCCAGGGCCAUGGAACUACGACAGGGGACACGUCUGCGGCUCAAAGCACUUGCGAAAGCUCCGUUUCUAAAGAGAAUGGAAUAUCCACAGCAUCGAGCGAACAGAUCCCCGAGGUACCCUUGCAUGAGGGUUUGGCACAAGUUAUUUACCAGCUUCAGCAAGUCAUCACUACAAGCAAGUACAUUUCGGUGUGGCCUUUUUUGCAUGUUCUGGAAGUGAUCUUUGACGCCAAAAUCUCAGCGGGACAGAAUGACGCUCACGAGCUGACGCAGGUAAUUUUAGAAACUCUAGAGCAGGAGAACAUGAAAGUCAAGAAGUUCGUGAAGGAACAGAAUUUAAAUGUCAUAAUUCCAGACUUUCCCGUCAAAGGAUCCCUAGCGGACCAUUUGAUUUGCUUGAGUUGCCAAGGUUCUUCGAAAGUUAACGUGCAUCCAUUCACAAUGUAUCCAUUACCAGUACCACAAGAGGUGUCGGCGAACCUGUCGGCUAUGAUAGCUGACAAUCAAACUGAAACUAUUGAAGGGUACGCAUGCCUAUCCUGUAAGAUCAAGGCAAUUUUGGCAAAUGAGGAGCAACGGGAUAACGCAGCUGACUCCAAGGAGGAAACUAUGAUAUUAAAGACUCUGUCCGACGUUGUGUCGGAUAUAUUCAUAAACGAAGAUCUAUCUGAAGAUCUGAUGAACUACAUCAACAACUACAAGAAAGAUGGUUGUGACGCUAGUAGCAUAAAGUCUCGCAUAAUCAAGAAGACUGUGGUGACGGAAUCACCAGAUAUACUCAUUUUGCAUUUGUCGCGGUCAGUCUUUAAUGGCACGACAUACACGAGAAACGCAUGCUACGUCAAUUUUGAAGAUGAAUUGCAUACUCAAGAACAAGACAUUCAAAACAACAGAUGUGUCGGCGUAAAACCUGUCAAAUACAAACUGAAGGCUAUGGUCAAACACCAAGGCACGCAUUCCCAAGGUCACUAUGAAUGUUACAGACGCAAGCCAGACCUCAUCAAAGACGCUUUGUCAGGCCAGGUUGUCAACAGAUCCCCAACGAUUGAUUUCGGCCUCGCCUCAAACCGGAAUGCCGCCAUCGCCUGGAACCAGACAGCUAAUAUGCCUGGUUCAGAUCUGUCCUCGGUGUCAUCUCAGGAGUCCGAGAACUCACCUACCGUCCCGUUCAGAACUGUUUUCCCAGAAUCUACCCAGGGCAUGCCUUUGGCAGCACCUGUUGUCGACGACGAUGACUACAUUGUAGGGCAGGCAGAAUCUGGGUCUUCAACUGGUCCAAGUAGGAAACCAUCUACGCUGCAAAAGCUCACAGGAUUUCUUUCAAGACGCUCCUCUGUUGCCUCUACAGCUUCUGAUGGAAACAAAGGCGAUUCUGUGGCCGCGUCGGAUGCGGGCCCGACUCCUAGACGCAGUAGAGUGAACAGUGUUGCCUCUCUGGAAUCCUCAGCAUGGGGCUCUUCAUCUGGUGCAGAUAUGACCGAGACCAGUGCUAGCGAAUGCGAUGAGCCAGCGUCUGCUAUCAAGAGAAAGCUAAAGAAAAUUAAGAGUGUCAUCAACUAUCCCUUCUGGAAACUCUCUGAUGCCGCUGUCCGCGAAGCAAAAACCGACGAGGUUUUGAAUGAUACCAAAUAUGUUUACAUUCUUUAUUAUGACCGCGUCGAUGAGGUUGAGAAAGCGUAG
Molecule: messenger RNA, 2253 nt
Organism: Lachancea nothofagi CBS 11611
Lineage: Eukaryota; Fungi; Ascomycota; Saccharomycetes; Saccharomycetales; Saccharomycetaceae
Source: the annotation of a GenBank genome assembly